AAGUCCCACCAAUCCAGUUUCCGAGACCUGGGAAUGGAUUCCACAGACAGACCGCCGAGCCAGACAUCGGACUGCAGCAGUGUCCUGGAUCUGUCCUGCACAUAUAAUCUAUCACAGACUAUCUGGCUACAUGAGCCUUCACCUAGAUCAUAUGAAGAAGAUUUCUGCUCCACUUUAACUUCUGCUUCUUCACUGCAAAAUACAGGCUCGAGAACAAAUUCUUGUGAAGGUAAUGAGGAACUACUGUUGGAAGAAGAUGGAAAAUCUCAGUAUAUGCCACGAAGUAGUGACGCAUUCAGAGUUAGACAGCAAAGUGCUGCUACCUUGAACUCACAUCAAGUGGAAUCAAAACAAGGCCUCGAUGAUGUACAGAUUCAAGCUAGCUUGGAUGCAUUUUAUGAACAAAGCUCUUGGAGAGGGAAACAUGAUACUUUUUCUGACCAACUUUCCGAGAAAAUAUCAGACUUAAGCAGGAAGCAGCAUUUAUAUGCUUUACGGAGUUUUCAGUUGGGUAAGAUUGUGUUAAAUCAGGAAGGUGAGAAAGUAUUACAGAGCCGUUCCAGCGAAAACGUCUUCUCUCGAGAAAACACAAAGAAUGGGGAACCUGUCCCUGGACUUUCUAAAGAUGUGGUCAGGUUCAUAUUGGACCAGACCUCCCCCUCCCAAAACUGACUUUUAAAUAAUUUCAGGUGACUUUUCAGAACAAGCCGUCGUGAUGAAUAACACUAGCCGUUACAUGACUUGUAUUUUUCGUUUAUCACCAGUCUUAUCCCCUUUGUAGGCUUCAUCUUUUAUUGUGAGUUGGUCCUGCUCCCCUAUCUCGGUCUCUCACUAACACAGAAGCAGCAGUAGCAUGGAGGACGUUACACAAAUAUAGCAGUCUCUGUGUGUCUCUUGCUCUCUGCAGAUGCUUCCUUCCUUCUUUCUUUCCCCAGACUGCCAUGGAUAAUCAGCUGAUAAUCAGUGAUAGUGGUGAAAGAGGUAUUUUUAUGUUAUAAUGAUGUAUUAAA
Messenger RNA from Bufo bufo (common toad), 1010 nucleotides. Its product is annotated as shieldin complex subunit 1-like. NCBI's taxonomy places the organism in Eukaryota, Metazoa, Chordata, Amphibia, Anura, Bufonidae. The record is from RefSeq and is a predicted model, not a curated record. Gene Ontology annotation, cellular component: site of double-strand break. Gene Ontology annotation, biological process: positive regulation of double-strand break repair via nonhomologous end joining; negative regulation of double-strand break repair via homologous recombination; positive regulation of isotype switching. The coding region runs from base 34 to 672 and encodes 212 amino acids. The transcript is spliced from 3 exons.